Musca vetustissima is the source of this 9069-nucleotide messenger RNA. Its product is annotated as mucin-2. The transcript has 7 exons. The record is from RefSeq and is a predicted model, not a curated record. Lineage: Eukaryota; Metazoa; Arthropoda; Insecta; Diptera; Muscidae. Gene Ontology annotation, cellular component: nucleus. Gene Ontology annotation, molecular function: protein binding; transcription corepressor activity. Gene Ontology annotation, biological process: negative regulation of transcription by RNA polymerase II. Bases 1 to 9033 code for a protein of 3010 amino acids.
AUGGAUCCAAGUCGACAUCACGAAUAUAUAACCGCCACCAACAAUGAUGAACGUUCCCGAAUUCAUACAUCGGCCGGGUAUUAUAGCCGAGAUGUUCACGAUAUAUCGCCACAUCGUUAUUAUGGAUCCACGGCAGCACAAUCCACAGGAGGACCACCACACCCUGCAAGCACGGGGCCGCCUGCCCGAAGUCAUAGUAACACCAGAAUUCCCUGCGAUUGUACAACAACACCCAGCGGCGCCAGAAUUACCUGUAAUAAUUGUCGUCUUAAUCCAAAUGGUGAGAUGUGGUCAAAUGCUGCCGGCUCCUCGUCCGCGUCAUCAUCGAACUCAGGUCCUGCCGCCCAUGAAUAUCAUAGAGCGGGAGGAGGAGAUUACCGCCAAAUACCUAAUGAAGCCACAAUGCGUUCGGGGAUGAGGCAAAAUUCCAUGUAUAUACAUCAGCAGGCAACGCCCGUUACGGGUCCUCCGCAACACAUGUCUUCUUCUGGUCCUAUGCAACAUCAUCCUGGUGGUCCACAGCCACCACCACCACCUUCCAACUCCUCCUCCACCACUUCUCAAACAAUGAUGCAAAGCCACACGGUUAGUCGAUCGGGCAGUUAUUGGCCUCAGAAUCCAUCAUCAACCUCGCAACAUUAUGGUGAAGAGCAUAUACAUGGUCCAGGUCCUGGUCCUGGUGGCCAUCAUCCUCCUCCUCAUCAUCAUCAUGCAGCCGCUGCUCAUCCGCCACCUCCCCAUCAGGCCACAACUCAAACACAAAUCGAUAUUAGCAUAACAAGACGAUCGUCGACGGGUGGUCCUCCUCCUCCCAGUGGUGCAACUAUGGAUGCUGGCAGCAGCCUUUAUGGCCAAUAUAAGUCUCACCACUCCUCACACUCAGGAAGUUCCUAUCCACCAACACAGCCCUCCUCAGCAAUGGCGACGUCGACGCCGCCUAUACAUCAUCACCAGCAGCAGCAACAACAACGUGUGAGUGCAAUAGGCAGUGCUGGUGGUGGUGGAUCAUCAUCCUCACCUGCCAUGGUUGUUGGUAAUACCCACUACAUAACCAAGGAACAACGGGUAUAUCAAACAAAAUACUCCUCCUCAACCACAACGACAACAAAAAUAGCCUACAAUGCUACGGCAACAUCGGCGGCAGCUCUUUAUGAUGGCCAUGCUGCGCCGCCACCGCCGCCGCAGCAUCACAAUAAAACCGCAUCCGCCCUACCACCCAUCGAUCAUCAUGUUAUCAAUCCCAGCAAUUUGCCUGCCUCGAAGGAGCAGCACCCAAGCCCCAAUUAUGCUCGCAAAUGUCCACAAAUGUAUACGCCGGAGACGGCGGCAGCGGAGCAAAGUACCGCCCACCAUCAUCACAACCUGUACAUGCCCACACCGCAAUUUAGUUCGGAUAAAUUUUCAAGGGCCUCGCCUCAGCAGCUGUCGUCGUCAGCAGAGUAUACGAAAAUUAGGGAGAGCCCUAGUGGCGGCGGUGCUAGUCCCUAUGGAAUGCUGGCCUCUGAUAAAUAUGGUCACAUGUCACCCUCGUCCUCAUCAUCAACGCCUCACCUGCGGGAGUCUCCGCAAUUUGUCAGUGGCGGCCCACCACCACGUAAUUCCAAUGCCUCGUACUAUGCGGCGACAAAUGCCACACCUCCGAACCACCAUCAGCAUCUUCCAUCCUCGAAAGUACACCCACCGGAAAUGUCUCCGAUUAUAAUGAAACAAUCGCCGCAUCCGCAUUAUCAGUAUUCUUCAAGAAGUCCCCUACCACCGUCCGCCUCGCACCACCCACACCACCAUCAUCAUCAAAUCCCUCCAGUGCCGCCAAGUAAAAUAAAUGCUUCGCCAUCGGGGCCUGGGGCGGGUGUAUUAGCGGCACCACCAGCACCUGCACCACCGCCACCCCAAGGAAACCCACCAGCCCAUUCCGCACAACGUUACCUUAUGGACAAUGUGAAACGGGAAGAUUUGGAAAUCUAUGAAAGUUCGCCACAGCAUCACCACCCGGCCCGAGGGGCUUAUAUUAAUCCCUAUAAUACCCCACCACCGGCGGGAGGUGAUACGUGCUGUAAAGAGGUCGUACCGUUGUCCACAUCUUCUUCGCCCUAUACUGUGGGUUCUUCGGCCACACCCAAUAAUUAUCGUGUGGAAUCUCCCCAAUUCUAUAAUACAAAAUAUGGCGGAAAAAUGGCAGCGGGACUGGCGGCGGAUGGCUCGAAUAAACAUGCCGCCCUACUGCAGCAGAAUACCCCACCGCCCAGUCGGGCCCCUAGUCAAAGGGGUGGACAUCCAGGACAACCUGCCUAUUAUUAUGAUGGUAAUCCGCAUAGUGCACCCUCACCGGCAGCGGCCACAGCAGCCUCUCCAAGUCCCUCAUCAUCGCUUCUGGCCUCCUCCUGCACCACCACCACAUCACAAACCCAUAUUCAUCACACCGAAUAUGUGACCACAACGUUGCAACAGGGUCCCGGAGGAGGUGGGGUUCAUAUGUCCGGACCGCAUCCUCACAGUAUUCCACCACCACAACAGUCUUCUUCAUAUCCACCCAGUCAACCAACUGGUGGCCAAUAUCAGGUAGCCUCCUUACGGAACAAUGAAAUGUUGGCAUCCGCGACUGCUGCAGCUCCCUUACCUUAUGAACGUGGUCCGAUACAUAAUCAUCCGCCUGGGGCUAGUAGUAUGAAACAUAGCCAGCCAAACUCCACAUUGGUGCCGGUACAACAAAAUGUCUCCUCAUUAGUUCCUCCCAGCCAUCAGCAGCAUCAUCCUCAUCCUCCUCCGCCACAUCACCAGACUUCCAAAAUCCCCGCAGCAGCAUCGGGGGGAAAUAGUGCGAAAAACAAACCCAAUUAUCGAGAGCUGAUUUCCCGGGAAUUGGCCAUGCGUAAUGCCACCUCCGAAACGGAAUUGAAUCUGAAAAUCAUAAAAAAGACCCUGAAUGUGGAUUCGCAGAAUAUUCGGGUGCCUGGGGCGGCGGCACAACCACCAAAUUUGCUCAGCAAUUCAAGGGUGGCCCCGCCACCACCUCAUGCAAUUGUGGGCGGACCACCAGCAGUAUCAUUACCACAGCCCACUCCUUUGGUCCUUCAGCAUGGCACGAAGCUGGUGAAUCAUCAUCCAGCCGGGGCGGCGGCAUCAACCACGGUGCCGGUUAUACCCCGACCUGCAGAAUCUUCUCGAAUCUUUAUAAAACAAGAGGAUGAUAAACCCUCUUCGUCUUCCGGUGGUGCAAGUGGUGGACCCAUCACAGCCACCACAACCUCACCCUUGGAUCUUUCCAUGCGCACCGUCAAGACCAAGGCCGAUUCGACAGAGUACAAAUAUCCGCAGCGGCGUUCUACACCGAAUUUAUCAGCCGCCACGUCAUCAUCGUCGUCUGGAGCCGAGGGCCGUUAUACCUUGCCUCGGGUCGAUUCUACACCGGUGUUUUCGGUGCAUGCCUUUGAGCCGGGUGGUGCAGCCGUUGAUAUUACCGCCAGCAGCAGCAGCAGUCGGCGACCGAGUCCACAUAAUUCCCGACACAGUUCAUUGGAGCGUAGCAGUCGGAAUUAUACACCACCCACAAGGGAUAUUGUUAUGUCAGGGGCCACACAUUCAAAUAGCGUAUCCCCCAUAGGAUCCUCGGGAUAUCCAGCAGCACCACCACAUCCAGCAGAACGUCAUCCCAGCCCCUAUACAGGAAGACGUAGUACUGGAGGUGCGGGUGAAAUAAUGAUGUCUUCAGGAAGUCCUCACAUAAAGGCCGGUAGCAUGAACUCUUCGCCGUCGUUGUCCUCUGGGUAUGAACCUGCAGCCCCCAGUUCGUGUGUGAUAAAGACUGGGCCUAAAAUCGAAAGGGAUGCGGUGGGGCCAAUAGCACCCCAUCAUCGCCACAAUUUACCGCCACACCAACAACAAACAAGGCCAAGUGUUUUGGAAACCAAUCCCUAUGCCAGUGUUAUAAAAUCCGAACCCAAGCCGAGGAUACCCCUGGAGGUGGCUUCAGCAUCUUCCUCCUCUUCUUCCAUUUCAACAUCGCAUCACACCCUGGCCGCUGUGGAACGUUUACCACCCGAUACCAGUAUAAUGCCGUUACCUUUGAAAAAUGGUAAUUAUGGUCCGAUGGGUAAAACUGUGAUACCUCCAGCCCCUGCAUCUGCAUUACGCGAAGCUGGUCCCUCGCCUUCGAAUACCUCACAGGGUUGUGAACGGAAUCCCAAUUUUAGAAAACGUCACAUUCAAGAGUAUUCACAUCAAAUGUCCUCCGCAUCCUCCUCGGCUUCCGCAUUGGGAGAACCUUUAAAUAAACAAUCCCGUUAUUCGCUGGAUUCUCCCAAGCCUCCCAUAAUACCCAUGAGACCUGCUGAUAUUUCGGUUAUAGCUGUCAAUGAGUCCAAUCAGCAUGAGCUGCUGCUGAGAAAUAACCCAGGUGGUGGGGUAAUAGCCAGCAGUGGGGUCAAGAAUCAGGCUCCGGUUAUUGUGAAUAAUGUAAAGCACACAUCCUUGGCUCCUCUACCGGUAGUGGAUAAGUUGGAACCCUUAAUGUCGGGGGUUGUGUGUAAACAAGAACCCUUAACCCCAACCGGGGUGGUUAUCGGGGAGCCAAAACCCGAACCCAUGAUUACUCAAACCACCACAACCACCCCCACCAGCCAUCAACCGCGUAUCCGAACAAAAGCCGAACUUAAAGGUUUUACCUUUAAUCCACCACCACCACAGGCGGCCAGCACAACAAUUACCCCGGCACCAACACCCACACCCACACCACCUACAUCUCAGGUGAAUGAAAUUGAAGGUAGUCCGAUUAGGUCUGGGACCUGUGCGGCAGGAUUAUUAAAUAUCAAAAAAGAAUCUCCAGCACCCUCACCGGCAGCAAGACCACAAACAACUCCAUCACCGCCACCUCCAGCAGCUACUCCCUCGCUCAAAAUCAAAGAAGAAGAACCCGAAUCCACGGUAGAGGAAUUAAUUGCCAUACCCGGUUUGGAGGAGGAUUUUUCCGAAAAAAAUCUGCUUGAUUUUGGCUGGAGCAACACCUGCAAUAAUUUCGUCGAACAGCUGAUAACCAAACCGGCCAAGAAGUCUUUAAUACCGGGGCUGGUAAAUAUUAAUACGGCUAUAGGAUCCGCUCCAGUAAUAAAAGAAGAACCCAAGGCUUCAGAACCCGCACCUCCAGCCGCCGCUUCCUUGGAAAAAUCGAAACUUAACAAUGAAAUCGCUGCACCUGAUACCACCUCGCGGACCUCUUUUCCUCAACACUUUGAUGGUGGUAUGGAUUCGAAAUCGUCCUCCCUAAAUCAAGACCCUUUGAAUUCACCAUCCUCCUCCACGGGUAUUCUGCAUAAGAAGCUCAAUAAGUUGGGUAGGGAAAAGAAACGCUACCAGCAGGAAAAGCGGUUGGCGGAACGCCUUCAAAGUAACAAGGAUAGCUCUUCGGAAACGGAAGAUGAAUUGGACAAACGAAAGACUGAACGCCUCAAGAAGCCUCUGAUGAAGGCGAAAAAUAAACUCAAGUCCAAGCCCAGUAACACCACCAGUAAUGAGAACAAUUCCUCCUCGAAUCAAAACCAAGAGAAUAAAAAUCAAUUUUCCGAUUGUGGUUCCGAUUCUUCGUCGACGUCGUCGUCAUCGUCAUCAAGUGGUGGCGCCCAAACAGAUAAGAAGGACAAGAAAUUAAAGCCCACCACCCUUACCACCCUGGCUUUCAAAAAGGAAAUGCCCUCGAAGUUACUGAAUAACAUGGAAAAGAAGGGUUCGGCGGAGGCCAAGGAAAUUAAGGUAAAAGAGGAGAAGAAAGGUGAAGAGGAAGAAAAGUCAAAGAAGAAAGAGGAAAAAACCAAGCUACCUGAAAAGGACCCCAAAACGAAUAAAAUCGAAAUUAAAAAAGAACUCCCGGAGGCGGAAUCGGAAGCGAAAGAAAAAUCUAAGGAAAAUCGGAAAGCAAAUAAGACCCCGGAGGAUAAGGAGAAUCCCAAGAAAACUCCACACAAAGAAUCUGGCAAGUCGGCAACAUCUUCAUCAGGCUCUUCGUCGUCUUCUGGAGGAUCGGCAUCCUCAUCUUCCGGCAACAGUUCCAGUGAAAGUGAUACCAAGCAGGAUCAAUCAAGGAAAGACAAAACCAAUACCUCCAACUCCACCUCGUCUUCCUCGCCAACUAAAAAACCCAACAACAUUUCCGGCAAACCUGUAGGAAAAUUUAAAAUCGGUUUGAAUACCAUGACCCGCUCAAAGCUUAAAAAGGAGAUGGAGGCCCAAAUGGCCAAUAGUAAAGUUUUGAGGAAUGAUAAAAUUAUACGGAACUCCACCACGAAAAUCAAAAGGAAAUAUGUUCGAAAAUAUGUCAACACGGUGAAUAGUUAUUUGGAAUCGGGGGGCCUGAGUCGAGAAUGUGGGGUUAUAAAAUCGACAAGGCUCAAGGCCAAGUUGGAAAGGAAGGUGAUGGCCUUGAAUCAUUUAAAGGCAAAGGAUAAGAAGUUGCAGAACCAGAACAACAACAAAAUUAAAAACCAAGGUUCCAAGGAAAGUGGCGGCGGAACCCCAACCAAAGGAGGAACAAAUAAACCUGAAAACCUCCAUGACCCCAAUGUUUUGGAGUUAUAUCGUUUCAAACGGGCCCUCAAGGUACCUCCCAGCCUCAUUAGUAUUAAACAUCCGGCGGCCCAUAAAAUUGCCGCCUCUUUGCCGGAUUUGGAGCGCCAUGCCUCCGCCCUGGAUGCCAAGAAAAAGAAGAAAAACAAUUUGACUUCGAACUCCAAUGAAAAAUCAAGAGGCCAUCCUGAGGAUGAACCCAUAUCGAUUAUCGAUUUGCUACACUCCAGGGUCACAAAAGCCUCUGGCCUCAAUGUUAGCAAUAAAUCAACAACCACAACAGCUUCGAAACCCGCAAAUACCCCUUCAAACACCCCGAAAAGUAGCAGCAGUUCCACCGCCACCACCACGACCUCCACACCUGGCGGUCUCUCCUGUGUAAUUGGUAAAAAUUAUGCCAAUAGCAGUAACAAUUGUGGUAUGUUCAGUGAGACAUCGCAGACCACCGAGUCCAGUGAGCUACAAAUGUUACCCCCUCUGAGGCCAUCAUCCGACGAGGAUGAGGAUGAUGACAAUGAAUCGGCAACAAGUGGUAAAAAGCGGCAUUUCAGCAUUUUCGAGACCACAGUGCUGCCGACGAAAACUCGCACCGAAUCCAAAAUGCAACAGAAACGGGAAAAUAUCCGCGAAAUUUUCGUCGGAGAUGAUCGCCCAGCCUCGGCACCACCAGAAAUGACCCAAACUCCCGACAACAACGGCGGCCUUGGGGUAGAGAAAAUGACCUACGAACAAACAUACGAACAAUUCCUGCAGAAAAUGAAUAUUGUCAUUAGCUCCGAUAAGUCAGGGCGAUUCAGUCGAACGGCGGGGGCACGAAAACUUCUACUCCCCACCUCACUGAAUUCCAACAAUUCCUCCUCUCUAAACAUCAAACAAGAGGAAGUCGAUACGGAGAGCACCAGUGUUAUGGAUCCCGAUGAACUCAAGGAUGAUCAGAAGUCGGAAACCACCUCCACCAUACGCAAAAAACGUGGUAAAUAUCUACGCCGCAAGGGUAGCUCAGGUUUCGAUUAUAUACGUAAAAAGAAGAAGCCAUCAUCCUCAUCCAACACCCCCGCAAAUGCUCUUCACAAUUCACACAAUAAUUCCAACAAUUCCUCGCAUCCGCAUCACUUCUCAGUGAAAUCGGAAAAAAUGGAUGCCGAUGAAUAUGAAAAUAAAGUGAAGACAGAAGAUGAUGUUAGUCGGGAAAUACAAAAAUGGGUCCUCAAUAAAGGUGUCGGACAGAGUACAAUGCAUAAGGCCGCCCGUCAGGGUUAUAUCGAUGUUGUGGUCUAUUGUCUGGAACGGAUGAAUAUGAAUCCCGAUCAAAAAGAUAAUGCUGGCUAUACACCGUUACAUGAGGCCUGCACCAAUGGUUGGUUGGAUAUAGCCAGAGUAUUGUUACAAUAUGGUGCUAAUCAUUCGGCUGCCGCACAUUCGGGUAUACGGCCGUUGCAUGAGGCUAGUGAAAAUGAUCAUGAAGAGAUUGUACGUUUGCUAUUGGCCUAUGGUGCUGAUCCGCUACUGGCGACAUAUUCAGGUCAAACUCCCUUAAUGUUAGCUUCAAGCACAACAAUGCGUGAUAUUUUAAAUAAUCAUUUAAUAGAUGUACAAAGUAUGGGACCUGAACGUAAGCCAUGGAAAUUCAAUGGGCCAUGGGAAAUAUAUGAUCCUUCAGAAUGCGGUUAUAAUGUUUUUGAGGGUGCCCCGAAUCCAUUGUGUGAUACGAGCCGAGCUCCAUUUUUACGUAAAGGUUCUUCGUUAAUAAUUAACAACAUGCUCAAUACAACAACAACAAAUAAUAAUAAUAGCACUGGUGUGGCAACUGGCAAUAAUUCUCAACACCCGGUUGCCACACAAAAUGGUCCAACUAAAGGAGGUGACAACAGUGGUACUACUGGCAGUACCAGCAAUAAUAUCGAUGCUUCAAAAGCAACAAGUGGUGGAGACACAUCGUCAUCAUCACAAAAACAACAACAACCACAUCCAACUAAAGGGGAGACAACAAUAAAGACUGUUAUGAUGGACAAAUGUGCAGUAGUACUCGAUAAAAUCGAUGGUCAUUUCAAUUCGCUGCGAAACAACAAUAAAUCAGCUGAUGAUUUAUUAGUGCAGGAAAAUUCCUCCGACAGUGAUGGUGAAAUGUUUGAAUUCGAAGAGGCAGACAUUCUACUGCCACCACUGUAUUUACUCAAGGACGAGGGUACCAAUGACAAAUGGGUGCUCCUGAGUGAUUUGUGCAAUUUACUUAAGGUUAAAUCAAAGGAUACUCUAUUGAAUAAGAUCUAUCCCCAAUCAUCUUCCGCUGCGGCCGCCUCUGCCCACAAAAGUCUGAUGCGUGAAUUGAAAAUGUCGGAUUUCCUGGAGAAGGCGACAUGUCUGCAACUUUUGUGCGCCGGUGAGAAACUCAAUAUUUGCGCAUCAAAGGUUGUGCUAAUCAAAUACAACGAGAAUGUUCGAAACUUAUUAGGGGUCAAAACAAUAUUAAUGAAAUUUUAGAAAAUAGGAAGACAACAACAAAAAAACACACACACA